CGGGCGCGCAACUUUGCAGAACCUCUCCGCCGGUCUCUCCUCGCCUCAGUCUCCUCUUUCCUCUCCCAGGCGAGAGGACCAGCGGAGGCACCUCUCCCGGGUCUUAGACUGCGGAGUCUAAGACUUAGAGAGAGGAGCCGGGAGGAGAUAGACUUUUCUUCCCCUUUUCCCAUCCCCUUUUUGCUCAGAGAGGAAUGCAGAGGCGCGGAGCUUUAGAAAGUUGAGUGGUCAGGAAGGUAGGUGCUUCCCUCUUCCUCCUCCCACCGAGGUGGGGCUGGGACCUCUGGACCCAGCUUCUUACCUCGCCGGGAACACCUUUUUCGGCUCCAGCAGCCGAUGCAUAUCGGAGCCGCUCUCUGCAGAGCCAGAGGGUGGGUCGGCUUCGCAGUGUGCGCGUGAGAAUGGAUCGUAGGUCCCGAGCUCAGCAGUGGCGCCGGGCUCGCCACAAUUACAACGAUCUGUGCCCACCCAUAGGCCGCCGGGCAGCCACCGCACUCCUCUGGCUCUCCUGCUCCAUUGCGCUCCUCCGCGCCCUUGCCACCUCCAGCGCCCGAGCCCAGCAGCGUGCGGCUGCCCAGCGCCGGAGCUUUCUUAACGCCCACCACCGCUCCGCCGCCCAGGUGUUCCCCGGGCCCCCUGAAGCUGACCACGAGCAAGAGGAGGCCGACCUCGAGCUCUCCCUCCCCGAGUGCCUAGAGUACGAGGAAGAGUUUGACUACGAAUCUGAGACCGAGACAGAAUCUGAAAUCGAGUCCGAGACCGACUUCGAGACCGAACCCGAGACCGCCCCCGCCACUGAGCCUGAGACCGAGCCCGAGGACGAGCGUGGCCCCGUGGUGCCCAAGCGCCCCACCUUCGCCCAAUCCCUCACCGAGCGUCUCAACGCUCUGAGGUUGCGGAGCCCCGACGCCUCCCCCAGUCGCGCACAGCCCAGCACUCAGCAGUCCCAGAGCCCCGGAGAAGGGGAGGAGCCCGAGCCCGAGGACAAGGAUCCAAGGGACCCCAAAGAGUCCGAGGAGCCAAAGGAGAAGAAGCAGCAGCGCCGCUGCAAGCCGAAGAAGCCCACCCGCCGCGACCCAUCCCCGGAGUCCCCUUCCAAAAGGGGACCUAUCCCCAUCCGGCGUCACUAA
Messenger RNA from Camelus dromedarius (Arabian camel), 1130 nucleotides. Its product is annotated as neuroendocrine secretory protein 55. The record is from RefSeq and is a predicted model, not a curated record. NCBI's taxonomy places the organism in Eukaryota, Metazoa, Chordata, Mammalia, Artiodactyla, Camelidae. The transcript has a single exon. Gene Ontology annotation, biological process: response to parathyroid hormone. The coding region runs from base 402 to 1130 and encodes 242 amino acids.